AUGAUCCUAAGUCGAGGCCUUGCCAGGGCAGCGCUCUUCGCAGCCAGAAGAUCAACGUCAACCGGAUCAGCAACGUCACUUCUUCGACAGCGGAUCAACCAAAACGCAUUACGACAUCAACCUCUAAACCGCGCUUGGAUUACUACAGCCAACCUCGGAGACCUUGCCUCGGUCCCUCCGAUUGCUUCCUCAGAAGAAGGUGCCGAUAAGAGCGGCCAUAUCACGACGGAGUCUAACGAAGCCAUCCUUUUCUUCGAUAAUAUAUUCCCUCUCAAGCUAAGCAGCGUACUCGUGAGGCCCUGGAAGUCAGACCAUGAUGUCUCAGACCUUCUCAAGCGGUUCGAAACGUCUUCUUUGGGAGUGCUAGACCCUAUCCGCCUUGUCAAGACUGCAAUUCCGGAAGACCUACCGAUUCGAGUCACCGAGAUCCUGCCACGCUUGAAGGACGGGGGCGCCUAUGUCAAGUUCAAAUACAACGCCAACAUAGAUCCUGCCGAGAUCGAAGCUCUGUUGGGCAAGCGAUUGAGGGAAAAGCCGAUAAAGCCAUGGUUCUCCAUCUUCCGCCCCGUAAACGCUCGCCUUGUCCAAGGCACACCUUGGCUGGAAGAUCUGUACAGAUACCCUACCAGUUUUGUCAAGAUCGAAUUUGUGCCCCCGACUCCCGGCAUAACUCCCGAAGAGCUUCCCGAGGAGACAUUGUACUCUUUAUUCCGCAAAUACGGCAAGAUUGCCGACAUCAUCCCGCAGCCCACCGACUCAAAGAUCACACCGCGAUACGCCCACAUCCAAUUCCCUGUAACAAGGGAUGCCAUUACAGCCCGCAAUUGUAUGCACGGCUUCAUCGUGAACGAGGUUUUGGGAGGUGGCAGCAAAGGGACCAAACUUCGUCUUUCUUUCGAGAAGCGUGUUAAGGCCCAUAGUAUCUGGAACUGGUUGACCAACCAUCCUCGAAUUGUCGUCCCUGUUGUUGCAGCACUGAUCGCUGGUCUUUCAGUAUUAAUCUUUGACCCUAUCCGAGAAUUCUUCAUCAAGCUUCAUAUCCAACACUCGUUAGAGUUCAAGGACUCACGCAUUUAUAAGUGGUUCAAGAAGCAGUCGGGUAAUUUUGGACUAUCAAACAAAUCCAAGAGUGAUGACGGCCUUGAGGAAGUCUGGAACCACAGGCGAGACGCAAUUGUUCAAGUGCAAGGCUGGCUUGAUGAAACCUCCGACACCUUUAUCGUCAUCACAGGACCCAAGGGCUCGGGAAAGGUCGAGAUGGUCAUGGACCAGGCUUUGGAAGGUCGUAAGAAUGUGCUCAAGAUUGACUGCAGGCGCAUUGUCGAGGCUAGAGGAGAGGCGGGUACCAUCAAGCGUCUAGCAAUGGCCGUUGGCUACCGUCCUGUCUUUUCCUGGGCAAACAGCAUCAGUAGCAUGGUUGAUCUUGCUGUGCAGAGCACCACUGGCGUCAAGGCGGGCUUCUCCGAAACUCUCGAAUCUCAACUGAAUAAGAUCAUGCAGACCACCACCGGCGCCCUCAAGGAUGUUGCUGUCUCAUCGCGCAAUAAGAGAGACAGUGACUACAAGCUAUCCGAGGAUGCAUGGCUGGAAGCACACCCAGAGCGCAGACCUGUUGUUGUUGUCGACAACUUUCUCCAUAAAGGCGAGGAAAACAGCAUCAUUUACGACAAGAUUGCCGAGUGGGCAGCUACUGCCGUGCAGAACAACGUUGCUCAUGUUAUCUUCCUUACCACAGAUACGGCCUACUCGAAACCCCUUGACAAGGCACUUCCCGAUCGACUUUUCCGUACCGUUUCCCUCGGCGAUCUCGCACCGGAAGUGGCCAAGAACUUUGUUCUCAGUCGCCUAAAGGAUCAGCUGGCAGAUGAUGAGAAGGCACGAAAGGAAUUGGGCGACGACGCACCACCAGCGAAAGCACCCAUUCCGCGUACCAACAUGAUGGAGCUUGAUCAAUGCAUUGAAACCCUUGGUGGUCGACUCACAGACUUGGAGUUUCUUGCUCGACGCCUUCGUACCGGCCAGUCUCCCAAGCAGGCUAUGGAGGAGAUUGUAUCCGAGACAGCCACCGACAUCGUGCGAAUCUACCUUCUUGGCAAGCCGUCCGAUAUUGAGGGCAAGAAGUUCUCUCCUCAACAGGCCUGGCAUCUUGUUAAAUCUCUUGCGAAAAACCCGAAGCUGCGUUACAACGAAGUCGUACUCUCCGCGCCAUUCUCCUCUGCCGCUCCUGCUGGCUCUAAUGCCGAUGCUGCUAUCGAUAACCUCGUCAGUGCCGAACUUAUUGCAGUCAAAACGUACCAGGGCCGCCCAAUGACUAUCACAGCCGGCAAGCCGCUGCACCAAGCCGCGUUCUCUGUUCUCCUCCAUGACCGCGUGCUCCGCGCGAAGAUGGAUUAUGAUACCCUGAACGACUCAUCCAAAGCGGAGGCUCGUUCGAUUGAGAAGGUCGAAAACGAGCUAGCAUUGCUGGGCACUAUGCCUCGACAGCCAGGAGAGACCGCUGGGCGCAUCACCUUUUUGCUUCGCAAGCUUGAAGAUAGCCAAGCUAAGAUCGCCAAGUGGGAUAAGGAGAUGACUGCCCUAAAGAAGGUUCUUAGCGAAGAGUUUUAG
This is a messenger RNA of Fusarium venenatum, 2607 nucleotides long. RefSeq names its product RNA12 protein-domain-containing protein. Gene Ontology annotation, molecular function: RNA binding. Lineage: Eukaryota; Fungi; Ascomycota; Sordariomycetes; Hypocreales; Nectriaceae. Gene Ontology annotation, cellular component: mitochondrial inner membrane. The record is from RefSeq and is a predicted model, not a curated record.